GACUUGUUUAAUAUUGUGACUUAAAACCCAUGUGACUUCCUGCUAUCUGUGAAUGGUGUCGGUUCACCAGCUCAGCAAAAUGAAUUUCACCGGCAAAUAUACAUUUGGGAGUGAGGCAAACUAUGAACAAUUUAUGAGGGCUUUAGGUGUACCUGAGGAUGCCAUUAAGCAUGGGAAAAAUUUGAAGUUUGAUACUGAGAUUGUUCAGAAUGGAAAUGAAUUUACUUGGUCUCAAAUUUAUCCAUGCCACACUACAACUAAUAAAUUUGUUGUUGAGCAGGAGUCAGAAUUUGAGACACUGAACUGUGGCAAAGUCAAGGUCACAGCACACCAGGAUGGAGGAAAACUCCAUAUGAAUUUUCCUAAGUAUGUUCAUACUGCUACCAUUGAAGGAGGAAAACUGGUUGAAACUUCAGUGUGUAAAGGGAUCACUUUAAAACGAUUCCAUAAGAAAACAGUUUAAGAUGAUGAAGACUGCUGUUUCCAAGAAUCACUGCUCAUGCUAAAAUAACUUUGUAGUAAAUAACAUUGUACUUGACCAAAUAAAGGAAGUACGAUACC
Stegostoma tigrinum is the source of this 561-nucleotide messenger RNA. Its product is annotated as gastrotropin-like. Gene Ontology annotation, biological process: fatty acid transport. Bases 53 to 463 code for a protein of 136 amino acids. The record is from RefSeq and is a predicted model, not a curated record. Gene Ontology annotation, cellular component: cytosol; nucleus. The transcript is spliced from 5 exons. Gene Ontology annotation, molecular function: fatty acid binding. Lineage: Eukaryota; Metazoa; Chordata; Chondrichthyes; Orectolobiformes; Stegostomatidae.